Molecule: messenger RNA, 2519 nt
Organism: Cololabis saira (Pacific saury)
Lineage: Eukaryota; Metazoa; Chordata; Actinopteri; Beloniformes; Belonidae
Product: homeobox protein Hox-C10a-like
Exons: 4
Coding region: 59-1210 (383 amino acids)
Biological process (GO): regulation of transcription by RNA polymerase II
Cellular component (GO): nucleus
Molecular function (GO): RNA polymerase II cis-regulatory region sequence-specific DNA binding; DNA-binding transcription factor activity, RNA polymerase II-specific
Source: RefSeq, a predicted model, not a curated record
GGCAGUCUGGAGCAUCAAGGCCACUUCCACUCCGCUAUUGGUCUGAAACUCACAUGACAUGUCUCCGAGCAUCCAUAAUUUUGUUACUGAUAUUUUUGCACCCCCUUCCAAAAGAUGUCAGCAUCUUACUGUCCCGAUUCUCCCGAAGAAAUCCCGUAGUUCAGAGCUUCUGAACACACAAAGCGAUUAUUUUAUUGCUAUAAAUGCAAUUAUGUCAUGUCCGAAUAACAUAGCGCACGGUAACUUCCUGAUGGAUUCCUUAAUGGGAGGAUCAUCUUCCUUCAGGGGUGAGGGUUAUUCCAGCAACCCCGGAAUGUACAUCCACUCAGCUGCAGAGUACGGAUAUUCAGUGAUGAGAAAUUUGGGGAAGGUUGGACCAUCUGCACUCUCCAAAACAGACGAGCUCUCGCCGGGCGGCGUCUCGCCCGGCGGCUUCCAACAGGAUGCGCCGUACCUGUCAGCGCAGCUGGCCACAUGGACCCCGGGCUCCAAGUCCAGCAGGGGCGAGCAACCUGUUGCCCCGUGUUUACAGCCCUGCUCCUUUCCAUCGGGCAGCGUUAAAGAGGAGGCGUUUUGUUGCCUCUAUCAGGAUGACAGCAAUAAGGGGAAACAGACAACAGAGGCAGCCACUUACAUCCGGCUCGGGGACAAUAACUGCCGGCCCGAGCAAACUGCCCAGCGCGAGCCCGGCGGCUGUUUCCAGGUGUACGGCGGAGAGAGGCCGCAGCAGGACGAGCAGCAGUUCCCCUCCGGCUUCUCUUUGACCCACUUGGCGACAUCUGUUGAAUCAGCAGCAGAAUCGACAGUAAGCUGCGGCAAAUCUGCCCAGGAGACAGCGAGAGAAGUUUCAAAUACAGAUGAGAUUCAGAGCAGGAAAGAAGAGAAGGCCAAGAGUAACAGCUGCUCAGAUAACUCGGACGUGGAAUUAAAAGAUGAUUCACCCGCGGAAAAGACAACAGGAAGCUGGUUGAAAGCCAAAAGUGGAAGGAAGAAGCGUUGUCCAUACACAAAGCACCAGACGCUGGAGCUGGAGAAGGAGUUCUUGUUCAACAUGUAUCUGUCUCGGGAGCGCCGCCUGGAGAUCAGCCGGAGUAUCAACCUGACCGACAGACAGGUCAAGAUCUGGUUCCAAAACAGACGCAUGAAGCUCAAGAAGCUCAACAGGGAGAGUCGAGAAAGGGAGCAGAGUGCAGUUUACAACUAUUCCUGAAUGCACUUUUAGAUAUUUGCACAUUUACACACACACAUACACUGAUACACAUGCAUACUCUCACAUACAUAUGACUGGCACAGAUAUAGACAGACUUGCAUGCCUCAUUUUGUUGUGCUUCCAAUAAUCAUGUAUACAUUUUUUUGGCCUUCAUUUGCACGCACCACACACUACGUACACAGCGUGCCUUCCCAAAUGGACAAAAAGCUGCAAAUUGCAGACAAAACUUGAGUCCCACUUGCAGCAGCUCUGUAACGUGAGGCAUUACUCUGUGACUAUAAUUAUAUUACAACACAAAACAAAGGAAAAGAGGAAGAAAUCUCAUGCAGUCUAUAAAUACCCAGUGGCACGUAAAACAGUUUCACUUUUGUUGAGCUAUAACUAAUGUCUUGCCACUUGUGUGCUGCUUCUUCGUUGGUGCCUGUGGCAUUUUUGUGCCGUGUAAGGUGCAUGCACAAGAUGACAUUAAGCUAUGAAAUGGCAAACGAUUGCAAAACAAUAAAAAGGAGGGAAAAUGGAUUGAGGCUACCAACUUUGUCCUUCCCCUGGCAUAGUGGUGGAAAUGAGAGGGAGGGAGAGACACUGCGGAUGGAAGACGGAGAUCACAGCAGUUUUAAUAGAAGUGAGAGACCAUAACGUUGAUUUAAAUAUUAUCCAGGUGACCACAGUAAGUCAAGGUCAUAAAAUUCUAAUGUCAGGUUCGCCCUGGAAAGCGUUGGGGGUGGAUUUUAUGAUCUGCAAAUAUAAUGUGCUGCAGCAGUAAAGAUGCGUUUAAAGGUGUGUGUGGAGGAGGGCUAAUCCACACAGCAGAGACUUCAAUGUGCAGGACCCAGCCGGUGGAGGCGCUGGGUUGGAAGGAGCAGCCGCCUCUGGCCAGGGAUAAUGGAGCUUCGUGGGAGCAGGAAGAUAAGGAAGAUGGAGGAUAACGGCGUGGGGAGCCUUGUGGAUGCAGGAACAAUAAUAAUAAGAACAAGCGUCACGGCAAACACGUGGAUACGAAAGCGCACCUAGAGGACGUCUGCAGGAGGCAAGAGAAGAUAGAGAAAGGCGGGUUGCUCAUAGAAAUGUCUGAAGAAAUAUGGAAAAGCUUCUUCGGGCGCCCCAAGUUGCCAGCGGAUUACUUUGAAACUCCAGAGCUCCGUGAUUGGCGGGCGGCGGCACGUGACCACAGCACCCUUCUGUUCCAGGUUGAACCCACGUGAGCAGUCUGAGUGCCCACAGGAGCCUGAGGUUCACUGCCAUGCCAAGGACAGGCUGGACAUCAAGAGCAGGGGCUGCAGCCUACUCACCAUCUGCCAUUCAGGGGUAA